Messenger RNA from Pelodiscus sinensis (Chinese soft-shelled turtle), 4432 nucleotides. Its product is annotated as histone-lysine N-methyltransferase SETMAR. Gene Ontology annotation, molecular function: protein binding; zinc ion binding; histone methyltransferase activity. Gene Ontology annotation, cellular component: nucleus. The record is from RefSeq and is a predicted model, not a curated record. NCBI's taxonomy places the organism in Eukaryota, Metazoa, Chordata, Testudines, Trionychidae.
AUGAAAAUUAAAAAUAUAUGCAGAAAUAAUUGUAGAAAAACCAAUUGCCCAACGAGUUCUAGGAAAAACCUAUUUAAUAGUCUGUGGCAUUUCCAACAGAUUCUAGCUAAUAAACCCAAAGCAAUAUUAGACAGUAGCACUUAUACAGUGUCUUGUUAGUUCCCUGGAUUCAGCCUUGCAACUGAAUUGACUGAAAGUGCAGUCAUAUGCCCAUGUAGAGGAAGUUACAGGAGCAAGGCUAGCUUUUAACUGCACAACUAAAUGCAAUUGGAGAGCAACAAUCUCAAGGUGCAACAGGACAGCCCUCUCAAUGUGCUUCAACCUUGACCAGAGCAGAUGAAAGGAUAAUUCUAGUUCCAUGGCCACUCUUUCACAAUGCCUCCGCUGUGUGCUAACGAAAGGACCGUCUAUAACAAUUUUCCCAUAACAAUUUUCCCACGGAGUCCAAGGGGUGCAUUACACUGUCACAUCAUGCUAUAGCACACUAGGCCGCUACAUGGAGUUAACAGGACAUGGCCUCUAUUAGCUGAGCAUCUUGUGAUGCUUUACAAACACAGUAAUUUCACAAAGCCUCACAGCACCUAAGAGAAUGAGGGACCAUAACAAAAAUAAUACUACUAUGUUAGGGUGCAACAGCACCCUGUCAGAUUCUUCUGGGUCAACAUGUACAAAGUCUGUGAGAAAGACUGUGUCCAUCUGACGUGCACAAUAUCAUUGUGUGUCAGUCUGUAUCUGUCCAGCAUGCACAAUAUCACUGUGCCUAAGUCUGUCUGUCUAGCUUGCACAAAGUCAUUGUGUGUGUGACUGUGUACCUUAUAUGCACAAUGUCACUGUGUAUGAGAGACUAAUAGUGUGUGUCUGGUGGACAUGCACAGUGUCUUUGUGUGUGAGAGUGUCUGAUACACGAUAUGGGGUGGGCGUGUGUGUGUGUACACAAAAAUAACGGGUAGUCCUGCUGUAGCACCUUAGACACGUCAUAGAUGUAGGUCUGUGGGCCCGUGUCUGUCUGACACACGCAAAGACAGUGUGCCUGAGAGCAUGUUGGUGUUUCACACGCUGCCAUGCACGUCUCUGCCAAACGCUCCUAAAAUCUUGUUGUUCCCGUCUGAUGGAAAGACUCCCGUGGCCCCUUUAAGAGAACACUUCCGGGUCUGCGCCCGUGAUGUCAUUCCUCUCGGCCAAUGGCACACGGACAUUUCACUCGGGACCCAAUCCGAGUGGAGGGAAGGGGGGCUGGUUGCCAUGGGGACAGUCGCUAGGCCUAGGCCCCGGCUGGCCGGGAGAAGCAUGGAGGGGCUCCCCCGCGCGCAGCCGCGAGACCUGAGCGGGGGGCUGGAGAGCCUGCCCGUGUCGGUGUGGCCGCCGUCCGAGGAGCCUCCGACCUUCCAGUAUAGUCCAGAGCAUGUGGCAGGAGCAGGAGAAGAUACUGAUCCUUCUGAAAUCACCUUUCCUGGAUGUAAUUGUCUUGCUGCUUCCUGCAUGGCCAACACUUGUUCAUGUCUUCGCCAUGGUGAAAACUAUAACAGUUCAUGCAUCAAAUACAUAGGAAGUGAAGUGGACUAUACUAGGCCUAUUUUUGAAUGCAACACCAUGUGCCGUUGUGGCGAGUUGUGUCAAAACAGGGUAAUUCAGAGGGGCUUACAAUUCAGGCUUGAGGUGUUCAAGACUGUUAAGAAGGGUUGGGGUGUCCGCACACUAGAGUUCAUACCUAAAGGAAGAUUUGUAUGUGAAUAUGCUGGUGAAGUUCUUAACCUCAGUGAGGCACGUAGAAGAAUACAGGCACAGACACCACAAGAUUCAAACUAUAUUAUAGCAGUGAGGGAACACUUGUAUGAUGGACAGAUAAUAGAGACAUAUGUUGAUCCUAUGUAUAUAGGAAAUGUAGGCAGGUUCCUGAACCAUUCUUGUGAGCCAAAUUUAUUUAUGGUUCCUGUCCGCAUUGACUCACUGGUGCCUAAACUUGCACUUUUUGCUGCUGCUGCUAUCACUGCUGGAGAAGAACUUUUAUAUGAUUAUUCUGGAAGAUUUCUUAACAUACCACUAAUCAAAAGAGAGCAGGAUGUGUUGGAGGAAGAUGGUAUUAUGAAAAAACCCUGUUACUGUGGUGCUAAAUCAUGUGCUGGUUUUUUACCAUAUGAUAGCUCUCUGUCCUAUAAACCAGACAAACAAACUUUUGACAAAGUUUCUCAGGGAAACAGCUGUGCAUGAGGAUUCAAAAAAAUCGACAGCAGUAAAUAUAGCAUCUAUUCUCAGCUGUGCCUAGACAAAAAUGGAAUGAUUGCUUUGCCCCUCCAACCACAAAAUAACCACAGGGCCCCAGCCUCAUGCAGCAGCAAUCAUAGCAAGGAUAGAAGUUUAUUGACAAGAUGUGGGAGGGAAAAGUGGGAAAUGUGUCAGGACACAGCCCAUAACCUUAAAUUGCUUUAAGGGUUAAUACUUACUUAACAGGUGAAGGAGAAGUCAGAGAAGAGGCACUCAUGGUGCAAAAUAAACAGAAGCCAAGGCAGGUGAAAAGGGCUGCAUCCCACCAUGUUAGCUAGUAUAUGCCGGGGGGGGGGGGUUGAAUCUGUCUUCAGGAAAGGAAAUUGCAGUCUGCCUUACUACUUGGAUUUCUAGAGCCAGCCUUGGCCAAAAACCAAGGCUUUAGAGGUCCUGACAACGUCCUCAAAUAACAUACCGAAUAAUCUGUAUGCUCAACUUGAUUCAAAGUGGAUGAUACAAGAGAAGGUUAAACAGCUAAUCUUUUCCUGUUGAAACAAGGAAGCUUAGGUACCUUGCCACAGCUCAAAGGGCAGUUGAAGGUUUUGAUCUCAAACCUCUUUUAAGUGUAUAGUACAAGACAUAAAAACUGACUGAAUUUUAAUGACAGAUGCAGAAAAAAGGGUUUGGGGAGAUGAUUCAUUUAUCUAAGUCACUUCAGAAGUAAAGCUGGAAAAAAAAUCAAGAUGACAGGUGCACAUUAACCAUGACAUUUACAAAGGUGGUCCCAGCUUUUUAUUUUUAAUGUGUGCAGUUGUUAGACCCUGAAAACAAAAACAGCUUAAUACACCCAGCCUUGCUGGUUCUGGAACCUUUUUGAAAAUUGGGUGUCACUUUUUUUUUAAUUCAGUGCUGUAGCUGAGCCCCUGCUAUUUCAGACUUUUCUGUAAAAAUAUUAUGUAAAAUUCAUUUCCUUCUCCCCCAACUUUUGCCAGCUUCUCCUAUUCACCUUUGUUGACUGUUGCUGGCUAAGAAGCUAAUUCUAUGAACAACUGACAUUGCAUUUUCUCCUGUUAUCAUUCAACUUUUUUCUCAACUGACUCUGGCAUAGGCUCUGUUAGGCACAAGAGGGCACCAGUGUAGCUGCAGAGUCUUUCCUAUGAAACAGCACACAUUACCUCAGUGAUGCUUCUCCAACUGGUGUUGGCAAAAUAAUUGAGGGAGUGGGCAGAAAAGCCUAACUCCGCUCUGUGAAGUAACACAAUACACUACCUGUGUGUCUGGCAAAACAGACUGAAGUGGUAGAUGCUAAUAUACAACACCUUUAUGAAAAAGCAUCUGUUCAACAGAUGGUAGAGAGAAGGUUAUUUUUUUUCCUAAUAUUUGUCCUUUCUACCAUUUUUAUGCAGUCAGAUGUUUUAUUGUUAGCUUGUUUUUGCCUCUCAAACUAAAUUGUUUUUCUGCCUCUGGUGAUGAAGAAAAAGGGAAGCAGAGUUUUGCCAUUGCAGAUAGGAAGGAUAGUGGUGCUUAGAUAUAGUAAGCCCUUUGGGACUCUCAGUUUUUAAAGAAAAACUGCCCCACAGCCACUUUUGAGUGGUGUGGGGAUGGGGCGAGGCAAGUGGGGAGCCUACCUGGGACUCCUUGCAGCAUCCGUGGGCUGGAUCCAGCCCAUGAGCUGUAUUUUGUCCAUGCCUGCUGUAGAAUCCUUUUCUGUAGUUCCAUAAAGUCUUUGUUUGUAGCAUGCUUCAACUCUAGUCUGUUUCACUUGGGCUAGUUUCAAGAUUUAGUGUCCCGUAUCUUCUCUCACUAUCUUUUAUCCCCCGUUUCCUGUGCCUCCCAAGUUCAUAACACUGGGAAAUGAGCAUUAUCUUUGUGAUGAAAUCUGUAAGGCAAUUAGUCAACUAUGCACUGCUUAUUUCUGGCUGCUGGACUAUCUUAUUUUUAAUGUUUUGUUUAUUGUGCAUUUGGGUGGUGAGAUUGACCUGAUGAACCUGUUGUACUGUUUGAGAACAAGAUAGAAGGGUGGUUGUCAGUACAUCAAAUUUAACUGUAUUUUUAAAAAGUCUAAAUCUGCAUUUUACAUCACAAAAAUCCAUUGUCUAUAGAGCAUUUUAAUGUAUACUUUCUUUAAUACAAUAUGUACUAGAAAUGGCUCAGCUUGCUGAAUUGUUGAACUUACGGUGUACAUUUAAUUAACAUGAGCUCAGUAUCUAUUAAAUAUCAGUCUUCAAAA